This is a messenger RNA of Plectropomus leopardus (leopard coralgrouper), 2474 nucleotides long. It is a transcript of the gene znf576.2, whose product is annotated as zinc finger protein 576, tandem duplicate 2. Gene Ontology annotation, molecular function: RNA polymerase II cis-regulatory region sequence-specific DNA binding; DNA-binding transcription activator activity, RNA polymerase II-specific. NCBI's taxonomy places the organism in Eukaryota, Metazoa, Chordata, Actinopteri, Perciformes, Serranidae. The record is from RefSeq and is a predicted model, not a curated record. Gene Ontology annotation, biological process: regulation of transcription by RNA polymerase II. Gene Ontology annotation, cellular component: nucleus.
CCCACAGAUUAACUUGUCCUACACAAUACUUGUAUUUUAAUAUUCAUCUAAUAUCAACAUCAACAACAUUGUACCGUCGACCUCACGGCAGCCAUCUUAGCUGUGCCAACGGCUAUCACAACCGUACACCAGGAAGUGUCCGAUCUAUCCGAUGUACUUCUGCUCUCGGGUCAACUCUUUCAGUCAAACUACCUUCAAAAAGCGGCAAGAGGAAAAUUCCUGUGAGUGCCUGUUGAGACCACCCAGUACACCAGGAUGGACUCUGAGAUUUUGAACAUAGAGGAGAUAGUGAUGGGACGGGGAUUGCCAGAUCCACCUCCACAAGCUCCCCCUGAAAAGCCAGCAGAACCAUACAAACCCAUCACUCUGAAUGGACCUCCUGCACCGUCCGUUCAACCCUACCAGCAUGAAAAUCUGCAGUGUUUCCAGUGCUUCAUCACGUUCUGCAGUGCCAAAGCCAAGGAGAGGCAUAUGAAGAAAAGCCACCGGGAAGAAUAUAAGCAACAGCUUCAGCAGGGAAACACAUUGUUCACCUGCUAUGUGUGUGACCGCACAUUUCUGUCGUCUGAGGAGCUGACACAGCACCAGCCAACACACAGCAAGGACGACAAGCCCUUCAAAUGUGUUCACUGCAAGGAGAGCUUUAAGACGUUUUCUGAACUCACAACUCAUAGAAGACAGGUGUGUCCAGAGAGACAGUUUGUAUGUAAAGAUUGCAGUGAAACCUUCAGGAGUGCUGGACUGCUGCGUACUCAUCGCCUGACCCAGCAUCCCCGCCCAGAAGUAGAGACUGCAGAACAGCCAGAGGAUCCUACCAAAACCCACCGCUGUAAGAAGUGUGGUCAGGGCUUUGACACAGAACCAGAGUUGACAGCACACCAGCAGAAAUACCCUGAAGGUCAACAAUGUAACGGCAGCGCUUCAUCCGUCAAGAAACGUGGACGCCCCUCCAAACCUGAAGACGCGGCAGCUGCCGAGAAAAAGGGAAAACGAAAAAAGAAGGAUGAUGGGGAAGCACCCGAGGAGGAGGUGAAAAACAGCACAUCAGAGUCGGCAGCGCCCCCAGCAGAGGAAAAGGGAAAAGCAGCUGGAGCAAAGCGUGGCCGUCCUUCUAAAGCAGCAGCAAAAUCAGAAACGGAAGAUAAGAAGAGUCCUGAGGAUGACAGUCAGUCUCCAGCAAAGGAGAAGAAACCUAAAGCAGAUGUUGCUCCGGCCCGUCAGCUCCCCUGUCCCGAAUGUGACCUCACAUUCACCGGCUUGAUUCAGCUCCGCGCCCACAAGAAGGAGAAACACACCCCACGGAAAGCCCAUCCCUGCGAAGAAUGUGAGGAGAGCUUUGCCCGUCCUGAGCAGCUGGACGCCCACAUGUCGCGGGCUCAUGCCGUGGGCCGCUUUGCCUGUCCAACCUGCGGGAAGAGCUUCGGCCGUGAGCGCACCUUGAAAGCUCACCAGAAAAGUCACCCAGACGAAAAGCCUGAAAAUCCAAGUGCAAAGAGAUAAUUGGGACAUUGGGACCUUGCAGAAAGUGUAUGAUUUUUGAAGAUUUUAGUCAGGAAUUGUCCUUUUUUUUUUUUUCGUUUAACGUCGGAGAUCUGGCGCUACAGCUGAUGGUUUCGGAUGAAGUUGGCUUGAGAAUGACAUUUUAGCAGGUUUUGGAUUUUAAGUUUGAUUAUGAACUGUUGAAAUUUUGGACAAACAGACACAUCUCCUAAAUUGACUAACCAAAUGUCUAUUAUACCCUUUGCCACAAAACAUAGUUUAUUUGUAAAAACUAAAUUUUGCUUAACUUUUUUUAAAUGAUUUGUUUCAGUUUUGGGUUGUUUUUUUUUUAAGCGUGAAAUGCGUGUGGUGUGAAUUUAUUACUUUGUGUCUUGAGUUGUUUAACUCACUUUGUGGUUAAAAAAGUUUUUGUUUUUUUUCCUCUUUUUUAAAAAAUUUUCUUUAAGCAAAACAAAUUGGGUAAGUGCAUAUUUUGAAGCAAAUUAGAUGCCUAGUAGAGAUACUAUGUUUGAAUGUUUAGACAGUUUGUCAAAAGAAAUGUGUUAUGUACAGCUUCUGGUUCAUAUUGUGCAUUUUUUACUCUUAAUAUUUUUGAUUAUGUUCCUUUCUAAAUUAAGUGUCAAUGAGAAAGAAUUUUAAAAUAACCUGUUCUGCUGAAAUUAAUUUAAUUUGGCUUAGUGCUCCAGAUUCAAUGUGGACUGUUUGGUGCGUGGGCGGAAAUGAUCCACUAUAAUCCUGAAUUGUUGACAGUAAAAAUCACUCCUUUUAAUUUUUCACUGAAUAGAACAAUGUUUAAUGUCUUAGACAUUUCUUAAAUGGAACUCAUGACUCUUCAAUGCCUUAGAGUCCCAUAAGGAACUGUGUAUUUCAUGUAUUUUUCACUGAUUGGAUUGUUUCUCUCCCCCACUGCAAUGUGUCUGGACACUGCAAAAAUGUAAUAAAACAUGCUAUCCUGAGGGAGGCUGCUGAAGAAA